Molecule: messenger RNA, 534 nt
Organism: Meloidogyne enterolobii
Lineage: Eukaryota; Metazoa; Nematoda; Chromadorea; Rhabditida; Meloidogynidae
Source: the annotation of a GenBank genome assembly
AUGCUCCUUUACUACUUGGCUGCAAUUUUUAAAGGCCUUCACCCGCGUGUUGAUGACGAUUUUGUCGACAAACUCAAUUAUCACUACACUUCUGCCAUUAUUUUUGCCUUCGCUAUAAUAGUAUCAGCAAAACAGUAUGUUGGUUAUCCCAUCCAGUGUUGGGUACCUGCUCAGUUUACCGAUGCUUGGGAGCAAUAUACAGAAAAUUAUUGUUGGGUGGAAAAUACAUACUAUUUACCUCUUACCAAUGCAUUUCCUCUCGAUUAUGGUGACAGGCGGUACAGGGCCCGUCAAGUUUCCUACUAUCAAUGGGUGCCUUUUGUACUGGCCUUGGAGGCGUUAAUGUUUUACAUUCCUUGUAUUAUGUGGCGGGGCUUGUUGCAUUGGCAUAGUGGCAUAAAUGUUCAGAGUUUAACACAAAUGGCGUGUGAUGCGCGGAUGAUGGAUGUUGACGCUCGUCACGCUACUGUGCGUACCAUCUCUGGACAUAUGGAGGACACCUUAGAAUUACAGCGUGAAGUAAUUAAAAAUUAA